Fraxinus pennsylvanica is the source of this 1740-nucleotide messenger RNA. The record is from the annotation of a GenBank genome assembly. Lineage: Eukaryota; Viridiplantae; Streptophyta; Magnoliopsida; Lamiales; Oleaceae.
AUGUUCAAAUUGUUUUCUCAACUUGAACAUUCAGAGCUAGAACGCAUUGAGCUGCAAAAAAAUCCCUCAAAAAAAUGCUCUCACUGUCAAAGCCUUGGUUUCGGAUUCGAAUCCGUCUGUUNGGUUUCGGAUUCGAAUCCGUCUGUUUUAACCUCGGAUAAUGGUGCAGGCGGAGUGUUAUCCCCUACGCCGCAGGAUUAUGCUUCUUAUGCUGCACCUGCGGUGGCUGAUCCGAGCGCAAUUGAGGUUGAUUCGGUGACAGAGGCGGAAUUGAAGGAGAAUGGGUUUCGGAGCACAAGGAGGACGAAAUUGAUAUGCACUAUCGGUCCAGCCACGUGCGAGGCGAAGCAGCUGGAGGCACUGGCGGUGGGGGGAAUGAAUGUGGCGAGAAUUAAUAUGUGUCAUGGCACGCGCGAGUGGCACCGGGAAGUGAUUCAGCGUGUUAGGAGACUGAAUGAGGACAAGGGUUAUGCAGUGGCCAUUAUGAUGGACACUGAGGGAAGCGAGAUUCACAUGGGGGAUCUUGGCGGCACCUCUUCCGCCAAGGCUGAGGAUGGGGAAGUAUGGACUUUCAGUGUUCGAGCAUUUGAUUCCUCUCUCCCAGAACACACCAUUAAUGUCAAUUAUGAGGGAUUUGCUGAAGAUGUGGAAGUGGGUGAUGAACUUUUAGUAGAUGGUGGAAUGGUGAGGUUUCAAGUGAUUGAAAAAAUUGGUCCAGAUGUUAAGUGCUGUUGUACAGAUCCCGGACUUCUGUUACCUCGAGCUAACCUUACCUUUUGGCGUGAUGGGAGCUUAGUACGGGAGCGUAAUGCGAUGCUUCCAACAAUAUCCUCCAAGGAUUGGUUGGACAUUGAUUUUGGGAUUUCGGAAGGUGUUGAUUUUGUUGCUAUAUCAUUUGUUAAGUCUGCUGAAGUUAUAAAGCACCUUAAGAGCUAUAUUAAGGCACGAGCUCGUGAUGGUGACAUAUCUGUGAUUGCAAAAAUAGAAAGUAUUGAUUCAUUGAAGAACUUGGAGGAGAUCAUUCAAGCAUCUGAUGGUGCUAUGGUGGCAAGAGGUGAUCUGGGUGCUCAGAUUCCGUUGGAACAGGUUCCAUCAGAACAACAGAGGAUAGUCCAAAUCUGCAGGCAAUUAAAUAAGCCUGUUAUUGUUGCCAGUCAGUUGCUUGAAUCUAUGAUUGAAUACCCUACACCUACUAGAGCUGAAGUUGCCGAUAUUUCUGAAGCGGUGCGCCAGCGAUCAGAUGCUUUAAUGCUUUCUGGCGAGUCUGCCAUGGGCCAGUACCCUGAGAAGGCAUUGACUGUUUUAAGAAGUGUUAGUCUGAGAAUCGAGAAGUGGUGGAGAGAGGAGAAACAUAAUGAAGCUACAGAACUCUCAGGGAUAGCAUUGUCUUUUUCAGACAGCAUUUCAGAAGAGAUUUGCAACUCUGCUGCUAAGAUGGCCAACAAUUUAGGGGUGGAUGCUAUUUUUGUUUACACGAAGACUGGUCACAUGGCAUCUCUUCUAUCGCGUUGUCGACCUGAUUGUCCAAUUUUCGCAUUUACUAACUUGACGUCUAUACGCAGACGCCUGAACUUGCAAUGGGGUCUCAUACCAUUUCGAUUGAGCUAUUCUGAUGAUAUGGAAAGCAACCUCAACAAGACUUUCUCCUUGCUCAAGGCCAGGGGGAUGAUUAAAUCAGGUGACCUCGUAAUUGCUGUCUCUGACAUGCUGCAAUCUAUUCAAGUUAUGAACGUUCCAUGA